Molecule: messenger RNA, 312 nt
Organism: Schizophyllum commune H4-8
Lineage: Eukaryota; Fungi; Basidiomycota; Agaricomycetes; Agaricales; Schizophyllaceae
Exons: 1
Coding region: 1-312 (103 amino acids)
Source: RefSeq, a predicted model, not a curated record
AUGCUCGACCGCCCAUUCAUCUUCGCGUCCGAAUUAACCUCUGCUUCAUUCGGACCGCUCCUCUUUCCCCGCCAUCUCUCUUCUUUACUAGGUCUCCCUGACGGGGAGACCGGGCCCAAAGGGCCUUCCCUUGGAAUAGGCCGCGCUCAAAAGCGCGGUCGGCGCCAGGCCUCAACGCGGCCCAAGGGUGAACCUCACCUGCUUUGCGGGCGAGGGCCAACUGGCGUGCCCGAUGCUGGGGAGUCUUCGUCGGGCGAAAAGCAAGGAGCAGAAAUACCUCAAGACUGGGUCGCAAGACAUCAAUGUCCUUAA